Messenger RNA from Mizuhopecten yessoensis (Yesso scallop), 3425 nucleotides. RefSeq lists its product as uncharacterized. Gene Ontology annotation, molecular function: RNA polymerase II cis-regulatory region sequence-specific DNA binding; DNA-binding transcription factor activity, RNA polymerase II-specific; protein dimerization activity. Gene Ontology annotation, biological process: regulation of neurogenesis; regulation of transcription by RNA polymerase II; anterior/posterior pattern specification. The transcript has 4 exons. The coding region runs from base 133 to 1101 and encodes 322 amino acids. Lineage: Eukaryota; Metazoa; Mollusca; Bivalvia; Pectinida; Pectinidae. Gene Ontology annotation, cellular component: nucleus. The record is from RefSeq and is a predicted model, not a curated record.
GUCAGUCGCGCGCGGGUCGAGGGGUACAAACAAACUUCAGUCCUACUCAUGGGUGGAAGGUUUUGUUUUCGUGUAGACAAUGACAUGUUAUAUGUGAGGAAAGUCUUACCAAUUUACUAGUUAAAACAAAGUAUGGCGCCUAGUGAUACUUCUGUGAAGAAAACCGAGUGUAUUUCGUCCGUGAAACCUAAAGGGAGGGUGAAUAAACCUUUGAUUGAGAAGCGGAGACGGGAGAGAAUCAACGACUCUCUACAACAGCUACACGACAUGGUAACCCAGCUCGACCGUCAAACAAAGAUUGGAAGACCAGUAAAAUUGGAGAAAGCUGACAUUUUGGAAAUGACUGUAGAAUAUGUCAAGAGUUUCAAUUCGCAAGAAAUGUCAACGAAAGAGGGAACUGAGUCCCAGUACAACAUGGGAUAUAAACGAUGCGUUGAAGAAAUAACGAAGUUCUUCAAAUCAAACUCAUGUGUGUCAUUUGAUUUAAAGUCUUCAGUCUUGGAUCAUAUUGACAAAGACAAUAAACUGAGAACAAAGGAAGCUGUGACAAAAACAAAAACCGAGCAAUGCAAAUCGACAGAUGUGUUUUCAAAAUCAGCAAGCAUUACGUCGACAAUGAAAAUAAUUCAACCGAAACCAUCAGACGACCUUGUUCGAUUACACGAUAUUUCACAACAGACUUUAUGCAGCGUGAUGUCUGUUCAACCUUCCCUGGGUGUGAUAGGUAGCAAACAGAUGCCCACGUACAUCCUUGUCCCGACUGCUGCGUUGUGUCAAGUGCCUUCUAUAUCUUUGUCAGCGGUAGAGACCGCCAAGCCUUCGACCUCGGUAUCCUGUGAUAGAAAUGAAGAACCUGGUGACAAUACUCCUACCAUUUUCGACAAACAUCUAACAGUGGCAUCGUCAUGCAAUUUACCAGUUACCAACGCUAUAACACAAACAGUCACAGCUGAACACAUGAGUUGUUUCCCGUUGCAAAAAUGUCCGCGAAGUAGAGAUGCACGGAUCCAGCCGUCAUUGCAAUUAGCAAAUAUCAUUGGACCUUUGACACAACAUUGUCACGCUUCAAACACAGACGACGCUAUGUGGAGGCCAUGGUGAUCCCAUUAUGUAUGGACCUGGAAUAGAGUCAUUGCUGGUCAAUGGCGACGAUGUAACUUAGUUAACUUCCGUCAAUAGUCUCGCUUUUAAAUCCGCGAUUUUUGCAAUGUGUUUUCCCAUUCUAUUACUAAUUGGUGCAUGAUACGUAACUUUUGAACAAGCUGCAUGCGCAUGACAAGUACGUACCUAAACCUAGGUUUAGGUUAGUUCAUCAUCGCGGAUUCGACGUAGAGAAAGGAGGGAAUGGUGAAGCUUAACUUGACAGACUCUAUCACAAUAUGCACUAACUAUGGAAUACUAAUCUGUGAUAAAAGAUUCAGGGUUUAUUCGAUACGUCAUCAAAUGUGUUUGUUAGAAAUCUCGAUGUUAUUAUUUCAUUCAUACACUUGUAGAUUAAUGCAUAUUUGAACUUACUAGUGUGAACAUUUAGAAAAUUACUAAAACAUGUUAUCGUGUGAAUACGGGCCAGAUGUAGGGACAGGGCACAGUUGACAAUACAAGUCACGUGCACGGCAGUGAAGUUUUGAGCUCCGUCGAAAUUUGUUGUUUUUGGACACUAUGUGAGCGAAGUUGCGCUUUUUCCGAUAUGUUCGUGGGUACCAGCAUCAAAUUUGGAUAAGAGACACACCGCCGCAUCGAUCUUAAAGUCGCUGAUCUAAAGUUGAUGCGUGAUUGAAUCUUAACUUUGUGAAUUGCUAUAUGUUAUUGGUCAAUACUUCCGAAAGGGGGACAUCAUGUUGCUAGGAGACUUUAAUAGUCGUACCAGUAAUUCAAGUGAUUUUGUCAAAAAUGAUACUGUUCAUGACAGUGUUAAAAAUAAACUCUCGAAGUUAUUUACAUAUGUCUCAGAUGAUUUAUAUAUAGAUAGGGUUAACCCCGAUACAUUGGUUAACCUAUUUGGUAACCGACUUAAUGAGUUGUGUAAGACAAGUUGUCUAUGGAUUUAUUUCUCAAAUGAUUAAACGCAUUGUGGCCAUAAAGGAAUGACAUUGAGUCAAUCUUUAUUUCGAUCUGUUAAAACUGUUUAUCGUAAUUUAAGCAGUUUUAUUGUGCUGUCUGAAAACGCCGCCGUGUACGUGCUAUUGUACACACGAUUUUCAAAUGUUGUGAAUAGGGAUGCACAUAUAAGUAGGGAGACCGAUAGUGAGCGGUCAACCUAUCGCUGGAAUGAGGACAGAAUAGAACACUUUUAAACGUAUUCUCGGCGAAUGUGAUAUCGACAUGCCAACUGUUUCACUGCAAGAGAUUACUCAACAUAUAGAAAACAGUGUGAUUUACCGAUGAACUGCUCCGUGCAAUUGACACCUUUCUCGUUCGAACCAAUAUUAAUACACACACGGAGUCUUAAGCGUGCGGGUGCAGUGGGACGUGACAAGGUAAAUAAACAAGGUACCUAAGCUACAGGUAUACAUAUGUGUGAUGACACACCAUGGAUUGACUCUGAAUUGAAAUAUGUUAUGUGCUGUAUAUAUGAUUCUGACCAAUAUAAACGUGUUUUGAACUUGUUGAUGAAUUUGAAAUCAGUAGAGAAUUAUAAGAAUGAUAAGAAAAGAAUACAUAUAUCAUUAGACGUGAGGGGGAAAACGAACACUAUAUGAGAUAUGAAAGAUAUAUGUUGAAAUAUUUCUGAAAUUAUACUUUCAGGAAAUUUUAUAAGAAAUUUUCUUCACCAAAGGCAGUUAUAAAAAAAACUGUAUGAGAAUUUAAAAUCUUUGUCGUCAAAAAAGUAUUAAUAAUUUAAAUGAAACAGAUUAUGAUACAGAGUUAAAAACUAAUGGUGGCUCUAUUCCUUUUUUUAAUGGAGUUUAACUGUCCUAUCAGUGUGAAUAGGCUAUAUGUAAAAUUAAACCAGGGAAGUCCCACGGAUGUGAUGGUAUUUUAAAUGAAUGUUUUUUAGUUGGUAAAAAGGCACCUUUGUCACCAGUGUAGAUAUUAAUUAAUUUGAGACGUUUCCCGUCAAAAUGGUCUUUAGAUGGUAUUACUAGAUAGUAUGUAAAGAAUGUGAGAAGACAAGAUGAACUGGGACGACAGGAGGAACAAAAGUUCCGGAAGAAUGUCUCUUACAUUACACAUUGUACCACCGUAAUAUCUACCAUUAUAUAAUUAUAUAUUAUCUGAUAAUAAUCCGUUUUAGCGAUAAAUUGGAGUUAUUCGUUUAAGCCUCCAACAUUUUCUGGACUACACACAUGUUGCUAGAAAUAUUCUAUAUCAAAGAUCCCUGUGUAGGUCUUGAGGACAUGAUUCCCGUUUAAAGUUACAUUGGAAUUCAUAUGAUAUCCUCUACAGUGGCUCUACGUUAUACACAUCAGAAAAAGAACAUGCAU